Molecule: messenger RNA, 4708 nt
Organism: Camellia sinensis
Lineage: Eukaryota; Viridiplantae; Streptophyta; Magnoliopsida; Ericales; Theaceae
Product: ATP/GTP-binding protein family
Biological process (GO): regulation of DNA-templated transcription
Cellular component (GO): nucleus
Molecular function (GO): calcium ion binding
Source: RefSeq, a predicted model, not a curated record
CACACACACACACACACAUAUAUAUAUCUGUAUAUUUUCGUCCCAAUCCACAAUCGACAGCUCUUCGUCGCCGCUCGAACCCAACAACGCACCUUCAUUAGCAACAACAACGCCAUCGACAGUCGCUUGUGCUCUCUGAGAUUCAUACAAGGAACUUGGUUUGAUUUGGAUUUUAUGAGCAUGUACUCGUCGCGAGGGGGCCAACAACAGCCCUAUGCUUCGCAAUCUGCUGCUUAUGCUCAGAAUUUGAUGCCUGCUUAUGCUGGGAGUUCUGUUGGAGGACCUGAUGGGACCUCUCAACUAUCUAUGGCUUCUCGGCACUCAUCAAUGUUAGGCGGUCCUCAGGAAUCAGAUAUCACUGGAUAUAGAGGUCAUCCCUCCGCUGGAGCUCAUUAUGGUGGGCAAUACAGUUCUGUUUAUGGAUCUGCUGCUUUGAGCAGUGGUCAACAGGUUUCUGGAAUGAGUGCCAAAGGAGCUGGGCCAUCUGCUUUGGAAGGUCGUAGUGGUUAUGGCUCAGCUAUGCCAGAUUCACCAAAGCUCCCAACUGGUGACUUUGUAUCAUCAUCAAGCCAUGGAUAUGGCCACAAAAGUGAGAAAUUAUUCUCUGAUAAAAUUUCUGAUUAUUCAUCAGUUGACAGGCGCCAAUAUGCUGAGCGACAGAGUGCAUAUGUAGGGAGGGAUUUGCAGAAUGUCCCAACAGGUCGAUUUGGUGAUUCUAUGAGUUUUGCUCAUCAGCAUCAGACAGACAUGUAUGAUCGCAUGGAUCAGGCAUCACUACUUCGACAGGAACAGCUGCUCAAGGCUCAAUCACUUCAAUCUGCUUCUCUUGACGGUGGUUCCAGACAAGCUGAUUAUCUUGCAGCAAGGGGGGCUAGUAUUCGUCAUCCAGCACAAGAUCAUAUGUCUUUUGGUGGAAGAAUGGACGCUGAUCCUCGCAGUUUAUCAAUUUUAAGCGGUUCAUCAUAUGGUGGACAACACACUCCGUCAAUUUUAGGGGCAGCUCCGCAGAGAAACGUGGAUGAUCUCAUAUAUGCUCAAAGCUCUUCAAAUCCAGGUUAUGGAGUUAGCCUGCCUCCUGGUAGGGAUUAUGCUACAGGAAAAGGGCUUCAUGGUGCAUCCCUUGACGCGGAUUACCCAGGUAGCUUGUUGGCACGCAGUGGUCAUUCAAGGAUUGAUGAGCGUAAUGAUGAUAGGGGAGUAUAUGCUCGGGAGCUUGAGCGAAGGGAGGAGGAGCGUCGUAGGGAGCAUUUGCGUGAUAGAGAAAAAGACAGAGAAAGGGAGAAGGAACGGGAACGAGAACGAAGACGGGAAAGAGAGCGUGAAAGGGAAAACAUUUUGGCACGGCGGGAGAAAGAGAGAGAUCGUGAACGCGAACGUGGAGCUGAAAUUAGGCGCGAACGUGGAGCUGAAAUUAGGCGCGAACGAACUCCACCCAGAAUCUCUAAGUCUAAGGACCGGUCUGAACGGCGUGGUUCCUCAUUGACAAAGGAUGCCAAGCCUGCACGAAGAGAUCCGCCACGUACUGAAGCUUUGCAUAGGCGCCAUUCACCUGUUAAAGAAAAAAGGAGAGAAUAUGAUUGCAAGGUUUAUUCAUCUAGUUUGGUAGAUGUCAAGAGGGAUUAUUUGUCACUAGACAAGCGAUAUCCCAGACUUUUUAUUUCUCCAGAAUGCUCCAAGGUUGUUGUGAACUGGCCAAGGGAGAGUCUCAGACUUUCCAUCCAUACUCCUGUCAGUUUUGAGCAUGAUUUUGUUGAAGAGGAUACUGGAGCUGACCAGAAAGAACGACCUGCCAUACCUUCAGCUGAUGAACCUGUGAAAUCAGAAAGGGGAACUACUGUGUGGAAUGCAAAGAUGAUUUUGAUGAGUGGACUUAGCCAAAAUGCUUUGGAUGAGCUGUCAUCUGAAAACAGCUAUGAUGACCGCAUACCCCAUUUUUGCAAUAUGCUGAGGUUUGCUGUUCUUAAAAAAGAGCAUUCUUUAAUGGCAAUUGGAGGCCCAUGGGAUAUUGUUGAUGGAGGGGAUCCUUCAGUUGAUGAUUCUUCUCUAGUUCGAACCGUUGUGAGACAUGCAAAGGAUGUUACUCAACUUGAUUUGAAGAACUGCAGACACUGGAAUCGUUUCCUUGAGAUACAUUAUGACAAAGUUGGGAAUGAUGGACUGUUUAGCCAUAAAGAAGUCACUGUACUGUAUGUUCCAGAUUUGUCUGAUUGUCUUCCGUCACUGGAAGCAUGGCGAGACCAAUGGCUUGCUCACAAGAAAGCUGUUGCUGAGAGAGAGAGCCGACUUGCUUUUAAAAAAGAGAAGUCUAGAGAGAAGUUGGAAGGGCCAAAAGGUAAGGAAACUGAUUCCUCUAAAGAAGUCAAGGGGGAUGACAAAUCAGAGAAAAAAGUAGAGUCUGCGAUCCCUGGACAAGUAGUAGAUGUCAUCAAAAAACAGAAAGACGACCAUAAACUGAAAGGAAACUCAGCAGACAAAGCGGAGGUUGGGAAUGAGAAGUCUGAGAAAAAAGUUGCAGUGACAAUGGGUGAGGAAGGUAAUAAUGUUGAGAAUAAGGAACUGGGGGAAGAUGCUGUGGCUAAGACAGCAGUUAGUGGAAAGUUAGGGAAAAGGAAAGUUGUAAAGAGAGUUAUCAGACAGAAGGUUGCUGCUAAGAAAGAUGGUUUGGAGAAUCUAACCAAACAAAAUGAUGGUUUGGACGAUCAAACCAAGCAAAAUGAGAAUCUGGAGGUCAAGAAUGUGGGAGAGAAGUCUGCAAACCCAGAAACCACUGGUCAACCGGACGAGUCUUCUGCUAAUGCUUCCUGUGUUAAAACCUUUACAAGAAAGAAAGUUGUGAAAAAGGUCCCAGUGGUAAAAGCUGUUCUGAAAAAAAAUGAAGGCAUGGACACUGAGAUGAAAACUGACAAGGAACCUGACUGUUCUGAAGAUAAACCAGAAGUUAAAUCGGACUUGAGUAAUGCUGCUGUGGUGCAAGAUGCUGCUGUAAAAACAACAACAAAGAAAAAGGUAGUUAAAAGGGUGCCCAAAAGGAAAGUAACUGGGGCGGAAGCCAACGAAGGGGUUUCUGAUAGUAAGAAAGAUGAUGACAAGGAUGGGAAAAAGGUAGGUCAAGCUGGUAAUGAAGCAAAAACUUUGGGAGACCAAACUGCUGCUGCUGACAGCCAUGUUGAUGAUGCCAAGUUAGAAAAGAAAGCGACUCGUAAAAUGUCAGAAUCAGUAACUCCUGUGAAGCAAGAUGAUGUUGGUAAUUCAAGUAAAACUGGAAGCAAGGCUGACAAAGAAGAUAAAACAAAUGAGAAGAGGGUUGAUGAGAAAAGUGGUUCUGUGUCCAAAAUCAAUAAUGAGACUGGCAAGCAAAAACCCAAGGAUAAUCACGUUAGCAAGAGGGAAAAAUCAAAAGAAAUAGAAAAAUCAAAAGACGAAGAGAAAAAAAAUAAAGAAGGAAAAGAUGAGUCUAAAAGCAAAUCAAACAAGGAUGUGAAAGAAAAGAAACAGCCUGAAGAGCCUCCUCGGCACCCUGGAUUGUUUCUCCAAACAAAAGCGAGCAGGGGUUUUAAACUGCGUUCAUUGUCACUUUCACUGGAUUCACUUUUGGAUUAUACUGCCAAAGAUAUUGAAGAAUCAACAUUUGAGCUCUCAUUGUUUGCAGAAUCACUGUACGAAAUGCUCCAGUAUCAAAUGGGUUCUCGUCUUUUAACAUUUCUUCAGAAAUUACGCAUAAAGUAUGUGAUGAAAAGAAACCAACGUAAAAGACAAAGAGAAGAAAAUGCUAAGGAAAAUGAUAAAAAAUCAUCUACAAAGCGUGUGAAGACUGACGAGGCCACUGUGGCAGCCAAAACUACUAAAACUGAAGCACAGGAUGCACCCCAACAUGAUGAUGAAAAAAGUGUUGUUAAGGAGGAGAAUACUUCUGUUGAUGGGGUCGAAAAUGUGAAGGAGGAAGAUGAUGAUGAAGAUCCAGAGGAAGAUCCAGAGGAAGAUGAUGAUAUGCCCGAUGCAAACCCUCAACAGGACUUGUGGAAUGAGGAAAGUGCUGUCGAGGGGAAGACUGAUGAUGCAGAUAUCAAGUCUGAAAAGGAAACCGAGAAUGCAAAAGAUAAAGAGCAGGAAACUGGGGAUGAAACUUCAGAUAACAUGCCCGUGUCAGGUUCAGAGAGCAAGCCUGUGUCGGGUUCAGAGAGCAAAGAAAAUGUAGAGAAUACUGAUAAAAAGAAAGAAAUGCCGCCGGUGGUUGUUGAUAAAGAACUGUUGCAGGCUUUCAGGUUUUUUGAUCGGAAUCGAGUUGGAUACAUCAGGGUUGAAGAUAUGAGGUUAAUUAUCCACAACUUGGGGAAGUUCCUCUCCUACAGAGAUGUCAAGGAACUUGUUCAAAGUGCACUCUUGGAGAGCAGUACUGGGAGGGAUGAUCGUAUUCUUUACAAUAAGCUAGUUAGAAUGGCUGACAUUUGAGAUCCAAGUGGAGGCAUUGCUUCCUUGCCUGUUGGGAGUAUUUGCUUGUAUUGAAGAAUCGAGUUGUGAAUUUUAACUUAGUUCUGAACUUAAAGUUUUUGAUAUUUCUAUGACCCACCUGAAAAAAGGGGUAUGAGAGAUACAGAAGUGUUAAUCUGCAACUCAGAAUCCAGAUUUCCACAAUUAAACUUAAUUGACCUUGUUGUGUCGUCGUGUUGAUUAUAACUUGCCUUUAAUAAAACUCUGCAAAUUUCUUGAA